CCGGGCGGCGUGUUGUCAUCGGCGCGGCGACGGCCGGCCCGGGGCGUCCAGUUUCGGUUUAGUCCUGACUGGAAUCGGCGGCGGCGGUGGAAAUGGGGGUCCCCAAGUUCUACCGCUGGAUCUCGGAGCGGUACCCCUGCCUCAGCGAGGUGGUGAAGGAGCACCAGAUUCCAGAAUUUGACAAUUUGUACCUGGACAUGAACGGAAUUAUACAUCAGUGUUCCCACCCUAACGACGAUGACGUGCACUUCAGGAUUUCCGAUGAUAAAAUCUUUACUGAUAUUUUCCACUACUUGGAAGUGCUGUUUCGAAUUAUUAAACCUAGGAAAGUGUUUUUUAUGGCUGUUGAUGGUGUGGCUCCUCGAGCAAAAAUGAAUCAGCAACGAGGGAGGCGAUUCAGGUCAGCCAAGGAAGCAGAAGACAAAAUCAAAAAGGCCUUAGAGAAGGGAGAAACUCUUCCAACAGAGGCCAGAUUUGAUUCCAACUGCAUUACACCAGGGACUGAAUUCAUGGCCAGGUUGCAUGAACAUCUGAAGUAUUUUGUAAAUAUGAAAAUUUCCACAGACAAGUCAUGGCAAGGAGUUACCAUCUACUUCUCAGGCCAUGAGACUCCUGGAGAAGGAGAGCAUAAAAUCAUGGAAUUUAUCAGAUCCGAGAAAGCAAAGCCAGAUCAUGAUCCAAACACCAGACACUGUCUUUAUGGUUUAGAUGCUGACUUGAUCAUGCUUGGAUUAACAAGUCAUGAGGCACACUUCUCUCUCUUACGAGAAGAGGUUCGAUUUGGUGGCAAGAAAACACAGAGGGUAUGUGCGCCAGAAGAAACCACAUUUCACCUCCUACACUUGUCUCUGAUGAGAGAAUAUAUUGACUAUGAGUUCUCAGUAUUAAAAGAAAAAAUCACAUUUAAAUAUGAUAUUGAAAGAGUUAUAGAUGAUUGGAUUUUGAUGGGAUUUCUUGUUGGCAAUGAUUUUAUCCCUCAUCUACCUCAUUUACAUAUUAAUCAUGAUGCACUCCCUCUUCUUUAUGGAACAUACAUUACCAUUCUGCCAGAACUCGGAGGUUAUAUUAAUGAAAAUGGGCAUCUCAAUUUACCUCGGUUUGAGAAAUACUUAGUGAAACUAUCAGACUUUGAUCGAGAACACUUCAGUGAAGUUUUCGUGGACCUGAAGUGGUUCGAAAGCAAAGUUGGUAACAAGUACCUCAAUGAAGCAGCAGGCAUUGCGGCUGAAGAAGCCAAAAACUAUAAGGAAAAGAAAAAAUCAAAGGGCCAGGAAAAUUCUCUGUGCUGGGCUGCUUUAGACAAAAAUGAAAGCCAAGUGGUAGCUUCUAAGGAUAAUUUAGAAGAUGAAACCGAAGAUGAUGAUCUAUUUGAAACUGAAUUUAGACAAUAUAAAAGAACAUAUUACAUGACAAAGAUGGGAGUUGAUGUAGUCUCUGACGACUUUCUGGCUGCCCAGGCUGCAUGUUAUGUUCAGGCAAUCCAGUGGAUUUUGCACUACUACUACCAUGGAGUUCAAUCGUGGAGCUGGUAUUACCCAUACCAUUAUGCACCUUUUCUGUCUGAUAUCCGCAACAUCAGUGCACUCAAAAUCCACUUUGAACUUGGAAAACCAUUCAAGCCAUUUGAGCAGCUACUUGCGGUCCUUCCAGCAGCUAGCAAAAGUCUGCUUCCUACAUGCUACCAGCACUUGAUGACUAAUGAAGACUCACCAAUUAUAGAAUAUUACCCCCCUGAUUUUAAAACUGAUCUAAAUGGAAAACAACAGGAAUGGGAAGCUGUGGUUUUAAUACCUUUCAUUGAUGAGAAGCGGUUAUUAGAAGCCAUGGAAACAUGUAACCACUCCCUCAAGAAGGAAGAGAGGAAAAGAAACCAACACAGCGAAUGUCUAAUGUGUUGGUAUGAUAAAGACACAGAGUUCACCUAUUCCUCUCCAUGGCCAGAAAAGUUCCCUGACAUAGAGCGAUGUUGUACAAGGUAUGAAAUCAUAUCUUUAGAUGCUUGGCGUAUAGACAUAAACAAGAACAAAAUAACCAAUGUUGACCAGAAGGCAUUGUAUUUCUGUGGAUUCCCUACUCUGAAACACAUCAAACAUAAAUUUUUCUUGAAGAAAAGUGGUGUUCAGGUAUUUCAGCAAAGCAGUCGUGGAGAAAACAUGAUGUUGGAAAUCUUUGUUGAUGCAGAAUCAGAUGAGCCUAGUAUAGAAAAUGUAGCUUCAUCGGUGCUUGGAAAGUCUGUCUUUGUUAAUUGGCCCCACCUUGAAGAAGCUAGAGUUGUGGCUGUAUCAGAUGGCGAAAUUAAGUUUUACUUGGAAGAACCUCCAGGAACGCAGAAGGUUUAUUUGGGAAGAACUCCUCCACCAUCUAAAGUUGUUCAUCUUGGAGAUAAAGAACAGUCUAACUGGACUAAAGAAGUACAAGGCAUUUCAGACCAAUACCUGAGAAGAAAAGGAAUAAUAAUAAAUGAAACAUUUGCCCUUGUAUAUGCUCAGUUACUUACAGGCCGUAAAUAUCAAGUAAAUCAAAAUGGUGAAGUUCGUCUAGAAAAACAAUGGUCAAAACAAGUUCUUCCUUUUGUUUAUCAAACUCUUGUAAAGGAUAUCCGAGCUUUUGACUCUCGUUUCUCUAGUAUCAAAACGUUGGAUGAUUUGUUUCCUAUAAGAAGUACGGUCUUUAUGCUAGGAACUCCUUACUAUGGCUGCACUGGGGAAGUCCAGGACUCGGGUGAUGUGAUUGCAGAAGGUAGGAUUCGAGUGGUUUUCAGCAUCCCGUGUGAGCCCAACCUUGAGGCUCUAAUACAGAACCAGCACAAAUAUUCUAUAAAGUACAACCCAGGAUAUGUAUUGGCCAGUCGCCUUGGAGUGAGUGGAUACCUUGUUUCAAGGUUUACAGGAAGUAUUUUUAUUGGAAGAGGAUCUAGGAGAAACCCUCAUGGAGACCAUAAAGCAAAUGUGGGUUUAAAUCUCAAAUUCAACAAAAAAAAUGAAGAGGUGCCUGGCUAUACCAAGAAAGUUGGGAGCGAGUGGAUGUAUUCAUCUGCAGCAGAGCAACUUCUCGCUGAGUACCUAGAGAGAGCUCCAGAACUAUUUAGUUACAUAGCUAAAAAUAGCCAAGAGGACGUGUUCUACGAGGAUGAUAUUUGGCCUGGAGAAGAAGAGAAUGGUGCUGAGAAAGUUCAAGAGAUUACUACCUGGCUAAAAGGACAUCCUGUCAGCACUUUGUCUCGUUCUUCUUGUGAUUUGCAAAUUCUGGAUGCAGCCAUUGUUGAGAAAAUUGAGGAGGAAGUUGAAAAAUGCAAGCAAAGGAAGAGUAACAAGAAAGUGCGAGUGACAGUGAAGCCCCAUUUGUUAUACAGACCUUUAGAACAGCAGCAUGGAGUCAUUCCUGAUCGAGAUGCAGAAUUUCGUCUCUUUGACCGUGUGGUAAACGUGAGAGAGAAUUUUUCAGUUCCCGUUGGCCUUCGUGGCACCAUCAUAGGAAUUAAAGGGGCUAAUAGAGAAGCUGAUAUACUGUUUGAAGUAUUAUUUGAUGAAGAAUUUUAUGGAGGCCUAACAAUAAGGUGCUCACCUGGUAGAGGUUACCGGCUGCCAACAAGUGCCUUGGUGAACCUUUCUCAUGGGAACCGUUCUGAAACUGGAAACCAGAAGUUGACAGCUAUUGUGAAACCACAGCCAGCUGUGAAUCAGUGUAGCUCAAAUUCAUCUAUUUCAUCCGGGCAUUUGGGAGGCCUCAACCAUUCUCCUCAAUCACUUUUUGUUCCUACUCAAGUACCUGCCAAAGACGAUGAUGAAUUUUCUAAUAUUUGGCAGUCCUUACAAGGAUCUGGAAAAAUUCAGCACUUCCAGCCAGUUCUUCAAGAGAAGGGUACAGUUCUACCUCAAGAAAUAAGUCAAGUAACUCAGCAGCAUAAAUCUGGCUUCAGUGACAGCAAUGUUAAAUAUCAGCAAAGAAAACAUGACCCUCACCGAAAAUUUAAAGAAGAAUGUAGGAGUCCUAAAGCUGAAUGUCGCUCACAAAAAAUGUCCAGUAAACAGACCUUUGGAGGUUCUGCUAAAUGUAAUAAUAUCAAGCUGUUGAAGAGAAAUGAAAGUCCAGGAGUCACAGAAACCCAAAAGCCUAGUUCCGGAAUGGAGAACUUUUUAGCAUCUUUGAAUAUCUCUAAAGAAAAUGAAGUGCAGUCAUCUCAUCACGGAGAGCCUCCCAGUGAAGAGCAUUUGUCACCACAGUCCUUUGCCAUGAAGGGAACACGGAUGCUCAAAGAAAUUUUGAAAAUUGAUGGCUCAGAUAGCAUGGACCGUACAAAUGAGCUGAAACAGUUUGGCAGUGAAGCUGCUAGUUCCUCUAGUAGAAAAGAUGAAUAUGGACUGUCUUCCCAGACUAAACAAAAUAAGAAAUCGGCACCCUACACACACAAGCCUCCCAGCGCUAACGAGUACCAGAGUGUUCCGUCUGUGGACGGCGUGUGCUGGUCUGGCCAGAUCCCUCCUGUAUCCACUCCAGUAACUGAACUUUCUCGAAUCUGUUCCCUUGUUGGAAUGCCACAACCAGACUUCUCCUUUCUGAGAACACCUCAGACAAUGACAGUUUGCCAAGUAAAAUUAUCGAACGGCUUGCUAGUCCUUGGGCCACAGUGCCCCUCUGAAAAUGAAGCCAAGGAGAAAGCUGCACUUUUUGCAUUACAACAGCUGGGCUCCCUAGGAGUGAAUUUUCCUUUUCCUCCACCAAUAUUUCCAAAUUAUCCUCCUGCUGUUCCACCUGGAACCAUUCCUCCAGUUUAUCCCCAGCCGACUGGCUGGGAUCACUAUGGAAGCAACUUAGCAUUUGGGGCAGCAGCUGCCAUGAUGCCUCCAUCCUCGCAUCUUCUUGGCUCGGUGCCGUGGCGACCACCGGUGCCGGCUCCCGGGAGGCCCUUCCACCCCACUUCCUACUCGGGGACCGUGCCUGGGGCCGGAGGCCUGCCAGGCAGCACGCACAACCAGUUCAUACCUCUGCAGGUCACUAAAAAAAGAGUAGCAAACAAAAAGACCUUUGAGAAUAAGGAGGCCCAGAGUUCUCAAGCUGCCUCACUUGCGCCUAGCAAGCCAGGUUCCUCUGAGGUGACCAAAGUGGUUCCACAGGAAAGCUCCUCGGCCUCGCUGCAGUCCUCCCAGGCUGCACAGCCCGUGUCUCCGCAGGCGGAAGCUGCCACCCCAGCACCCAGCAGGGCUCCCCAGAAGUCCGCACCCAGCUCCUCUGCACGAAGAAAGUCACGGAAACUGGCUGUCAAUUUUGGCAUUUCUAAACCUUCUGAAUAAAUUUGGUACCUGGGAAUCAAAUUAAUUCCUUUCCAUCCACCUUUUUACAAAUCCAUACCUGUUUCAUAAAUGUACUAUUUUAAAAUGAUAUGUUUAAAUUGAAUAGUUUUUAUUUUUAAGUCGUCAGGCACUUUUCAUGCUAUUUUAAAGACUAUAGAUCAAAUUGUGCACUUUAAGUAUGUGCAGUUUGUUGUACGUCAUUUAUACCUCAAUAAAGCUGUGAGAGAGAGAGAGAGACUAAAUUAAACCUUACAUUAAAAUCAGUACCAGGGGGCUGAACCUGAACAUGUACCCGUACCCAUGGGCCUCCUCGGCAGCAGCAUUCUUCAACUAUGACUCAGAGAUCAUAUUAGCAAUAAUAACAAACUGCUAAACACUGUCGUUGACGGGAAAUGAAACGGAGCAUGAACGCGGGGCCUCAGGUCCCCUGAACGCAGUUUACUGCUCUUUGUAAUGGCGGAACAGAAUGAAGAGAGUGGCUGUCACUCUCCCGCUGUGCGCUCACUGCUUGAGGGUCCCUCGGACCUGCUGCCACCGGCUCAUACUUGUCUUGGACUGGCUCACACGGGCGGUGCUGCUUGCUGCCCUUGCUUUACUCUUAAGUCUCCUACCAAAGCAACUUUAGAGUACCAGUCAGUACUCAUCUAACUGCUUAGGACUGGAAGGAGAAAUCUAGAAUUGAGGCCAUGCCAUUUUUUUUAGAUUACUCAAGAACCAGCAUUAGUAAUUUUUAUAAAAUCAGGUUUCAAAAAUUUACAGGGUACAGUGAUGACAAAUUAAUCUUCAGUUGGAUAAAGUAUAAAAUGUUCAUCAUGCCAAUUAAAAUAAAUUUUGUUGAUCUUU
Messenger RNA from Perognathus longimembris pacificus (Pacific pocket mouse), 6134 nucleotides. It is a transcript of the gene Xrn1, whose product is annotated as 5'-3' exoribonuclease 1. Bases 93 to 5291 code for a protein of 1732 amino acids. Gene Ontology annotation, molecular function: 5'-3' RNA exonuclease activity; RNA binding. The record is from RefSeq and is a predicted model, not a curated record. Gene Ontology annotation, cellular component: nucleus. The transcript has 43 exons. Gene Ontology annotation, biological process: nuclear-transcribed mRNA catabolic process; rRNA catabolic process. Lineage: Eukaryota; Metazoa; Chordata; Mammalia; Rodentia; Heteromyidae.